Syngnathoides biaculeatus (alligator pipefish) is the source of this 6557-nucleotide messenger RNA. Its product is annotated as claudin-1-like. Bases 2632 to 3237 code for a protein of 201 amino acids. Gene Ontology annotation, molecular function: structural molecule activity. The record is from RefSeq and is a predicted model, not a curated record. NCBI's taxonomy places the organism in Eukaryota, Metazoa, Chordata, Actinopteri, Syngnathiformes, Syngnathidae. The transcript is spliced from 7 exons. Gene Ontology annotation, cellular component: bicellular tight junction; plasma membrane. Gene Ontology annotation, biological process: cell adhesion; bicellular tight junction assembly.
UUAAUUUUAAUCAGAUGUGAUGAUGAUGAAUUGUGUGUGUGACACAAACAUGUGUUUUCUUUUAGUUUGCAUCUUAUUGCAGGAAAGGGUGGAAGCUGAUGCAAUCUGUCAAAUUUUGCCUGUUUAUAAACCGGCAUCCCCUAUCACCAAAUAUGGUCUAAUGGUUUGUGUUAAUUGUCUGUGUAAAAUGAAGACAAAGUCUGUUCCUGUAAACACGUUUACUGCAGUAUUUUACUGAGGAAAAGGAGGAUGUAAGCAGGUUCACCGUCAUUUAUUAAGCUGAUUUUAUAAGCCCCCCACAUAUAAUAAUGCGGUAGCUGUUACUGCAAUACAUAAAAUAUUUAGACAGUAUUUGAAAUUUAUACAAAACUGACUGACCUACAUAUCCAUCUACCUACUCUGGAUAUGAACCGUCUCUACACCCCUGUUCUUAUGUUAGGUUUUUGUGAAAAAAUAUCAGACCAUGUCAAAUAAUACUGAAAAAAAAAAAUCUCGGGAAAAAAAAAAUCUCUGGAAAAAAAUACGAGAACAUUUGAACAUUACUUCAUGUUAGUCAGAGGCACUUUAGAUGGUGGUAGAUGACUGCUGACACCCAUUUGAAUGUGAUUGGUGAAUUCCAAAUACAGCCACAUCCCAGUUAUAAGAGGUUGUGCACUCUAGUGAAACCACAUGAUAUCAGUUUUGUUUUGUUUUUUUACAUAUUGUUUGGAUUUUUUUUGGUUUUGUUUUUUUUUACAUAUUCUCUCGAAACAAUUUAUUUGUUGUAAUUGUGUUGCUGUACGGGUCAGAGGUCAUACUAAUGGUGGCAAAUAUUUUGAAAUUACUGCAUUUCUCUAUCUUGCUCUGUCACCAUCCCUUCACAAACAUCACAAAUGUUAGUACAUUGCAACAACAUUACUUUGGAAUCAAUAUACAAUCAUGGGAAAUAAUGUAAAUAAAAUUAUUUGUUUUUAUCUUAAAUUGUCACCAUAAUAACACCUUUGCUAACUGGACAAGCAUUUUUUAAAAGGAGCAAUUACCAUUAUUAGCUGUUCAAAGCGAGAAAGACUGUAUCUUACAGUUUUUCUCAGCCUCUUUGGUACUGUUCUCAGAUGAGAAGUGAAGUUCUCCAAACCACUGGUUUAAUCUUCACAUCAGUGUAUACAUAAACCUAACAAGCAAACAGGUUCAAGAAGUUGUCAUACUGUGUGUUAAAUGUAUUUUUAUAUAUUUCCAUUAGACUUUGCAUGAGACUGUUUUACCGGAUGAAUCUUGACUGUCUAACAAUGGCAAAUGUGUGAAGAAUUUCUGUAUAUCAACAAAUAAACCAACCAAUUUUCCAAAAUUCUUAAUCGCAAGAGAAGAUAUUUAAAGUCAUAUGGAUGCGAAUUUGUAGUACAAAAGCCAGAAACGAUCGGUGCAGGAAGACUGCAGUAUAAAUCAUCCAGCACUGUAUGUGCAGAUCUUCCUGACUGUACUACGGUCACGUUUCUACUUUUUUUUUUGUACUAUGCAGUGCUGUCUUUUUCUUAAGUAUUGCAAUGCCGUGGUCUGUCAACAUGUUACAGUACAAAUGGUAAAAGCGUAAAUCUUUAGCCACAUUGUAGAUCAGAACACCCCCCUUAGAGUACACUGAUAUAUUGACAUGAGUAAACAAUUUCACUCUUAUUCAAUUUACACACAAAUGUCAAAGAAAAAAAAUAUUGUCUGCAACCUCCUUAAACAUAAUGUUCAUAUUGGGUCUAGUAUAAAUAUAGUUGAAACCAGAUCUUUACAUACGCUUUUGAGAAAUCUUGUCAGUGUUAUAUGAAGUCAGACUAAACCUCUCCUGUUUCAGGUCAAUUAGGAUAACCAUCAUUGCUUCUAUUUGCUAAAUACAAAAAUAAUGAGUGAGUGAUGGAUAAUUUUUCAAGGCCAUUUUUCAUUACUUUGUUCUCAAAUCACGUGAUUGUAUACAAGAAUAUUACUAUGGCUUUUAACUAUUUGGGAAAAUCCAUGUAAUGAUACAUUUGUUUGGAAGCUUCUGACAGGUUUCCUGUCCACAUUUGAGUUAGAGACAGACCUCUGGAUGUAUUCAUAUUGGAUGCACAUGAAACACAAUCCUUCUUGGUGCCACAAAAAAAUCAACUGUACUACAAAGACGAGACAAGACGAGAUGAGAAGAUAAUCCUUGAGUGCAAUUUCCAUAUAUCUGAAGAGAUGAAUAUGCUUUGGUCUGAAAUGUGCAUAUCAACCUAAGAAUAAAGGAAAAUACCUUGUGAAGAUGGUGGCUGAAAUUUUCAAGAGUGCCUCUUUGUGUCAGGCGCAAUUUUCCUCUGUAGAGCACCGUGGAGCAGAGCAAAGCAUCUGGAACUCAGGAAUGUGAGGACGGUCACAUGAUUAUUGAGGCCAUGGAGCCAGUGUUUCAUCCAAAAUACUAGACAAAGAUAAAGAAAAGGACUUCCCAUCAGUUGGUACUGGUGGGGACCUCUUGUGCGUCACGCACGGCAUAAAUAGAGGCUGCAGCACGCAGCUCGUCCGACACUCUGGACAAGCUUCCACAUCUCUUCACACGAAGCCUCCCGAUUAACAUUUUUUUUUCUUUUUAAAGCAUUGUUUUCUUUUUUUCAUUGGGCUUCUCACAUCCUGCUCCCUCCUCUGUCUCUGGAUGUUAUGGCCAGUUCAGCACUGCAGCUUCUCGGGUUCUUCCUGUCACUGAUUGGCGUGGUUUCCACAAUGACUGCUACGAUCAUGGUGGAGUGGAAGAUGCACGGCCAUUCGCAUCGGAUCUACGAGGGCCUGUGGAUGACCUGCAGCGUCGGUCACAGGACCACCUGUGAAGUUCACGACUCUCUUCUAAAACUGUCAAAUCAGGUGCAGAUAACCAGGGGUAUUCUGCUUUUGAGCGUGUUCCUGUCAGUCGUGGCAUUAAUGGUCUCCACUAUCGGAAUGAAGUGCACCCGCUUUAUGGAAGGCAGAACCACUGCCAAGGGCGCAGCGGCUAGGAUUGGAGGGAUUAUGUUCAUGGCCGCAGGUGUCAUGACGUUCGUCAUAACUUCCUGGUAUGUGAAGAAGAUAGUUGCAGACUUCCAUCAUUCCCAUCAUCUCCACAGCUUUGAGUUUGGCAAGGCGGUGUUUGUGAGCUGGGCAGGCGGCUUCCUCACGAUGUUCGGCGGAGCCUUCCUGACCUGUCAGAGGUGCUCGAGGUCGUCGUCGUCCAGGUCUAUAAGCUCCAACCGCCUCGUCCAAACCAACAAGGCCAACAGCAACUACGUGUAGUCUACAGGAAGGAUCCACGAUUAUGGUCGUUGUCAUGACUACCGAUGAAUUGCUAUUAAUCAUCAGUACAUUGUCUUAAAAUGACUCCUACCUACAUUGCACUGGGUUUUUGAUUUACAGUGGAACCUCCAAAGUCGAACGAGUUCAAGCUAAAUUUGCUGGAAGUAUAUCGGACAUCCAUCCAAUUUCUUGGCCGCUUAUCCUGACAAGGGUCACGUGAACUAUAUAGGUCAUGUUCAUAUAAUUUGAUCAACAACAGUAAAGACCAUUGUGGAAAAAACAAAAAUCUAAUUUAGCAAUGUUGUUAUGCCGCCUUGUUUUUUUUUUAUGGCAAACAAUCUCACGUGAUGAGAGCAAGUCUUAAAAUCCUAGUUUCAAAAGUUAUUGAUGAGCUCAAAGUUUAGACAGUAACAGUAAAGUCAAUCCUUUUUUUUUGAGAGCAAAUGAUGGUGUGUCACAUGGAAAUGAAUUUCUUUUUAUGUGGGUCAAGACAAACAUGAAUCACCCCAAAGACAUAGCUUCAUAAAAUGCAAGUGAGUUGCAUAUUUACAUGCCUUACGUGAAUGAUCCUGACUGCGAAAGAAACCUUAAACACUUUUGUCGCUAUACAAUCGUCGUAACGGUAUAAAUAUGCAAUAGUUCUGACAUUAUCACAAAAUCAUUCCUAGUCAUUCAUAUCUCAGAAUUAAAACGAUAUACUGUGUAUAGCUGUCUGGUAUUGAGUGAAUGCAAAAUGGCUGCCUCAUUUUAGCACUUAACCUCACAGAUCCCUCUGGUGUAUCGCAACAAUAUAAUGAGGUGGGAUUUUUAAAUGCUUCACUCAGUUGUUGAGAUAUAGCGUUAAACAGUUUUUGGUCAUUUCAGUUUACCUGAAAGGUGUGUGUGUGGUGGUGGUGGGGUAUGAAAUGGUGUCACUAAACACUCUUUGGAGCUGGACAUGAUUGGCCCCUCUCUUACUAAUGAAGAGCUUGAGUGGCUUUGUUCAUAUCAGCUGUUGUACCUGUGGCGCAGUUCUGACAUGCAGUUAGUUAGCUCGCUAUCCCUACAAAUGGUAAAACCGCACUUCUAUGGCGUUUUAGCUCCACUAUUACAUUGCCCAACAUGCUUUACAAAGCUUCACAUUCACCCAUUCACACGCCAAUGGGCCGCUGCUGCCAUGCAAGACGCUGCCAGGGGCACUGGAAGCAAAUUAGAGUUGAGUGUCUUGCCCAGUUGCCCACUUUGACGUGUGGACAGUCGGAGCCGGGGUUUGAACCAGUUACCCUUUGAUCACUGCACAAUCUGCUCUACCUACUGCUCCACAGCCCAAAAAAUGAAUCUUCCCUUCUGAUCAUCUGUGGGUGUGGCUGCUUUGGAGCGCCUUAUUGUCAACCGUGAGUGUGUAUCAAGCAGGAAAAGGUCUUUUUUAUAAGUCUGAGAUGACAACUUGUGUAUGGAUCGGGGUUUCGCGCUGGUUUGGUAAUUUUUGAUGCACCUCAUUGCCAGCUAAGCAGAUAUAUAUUUGUAGUUAUGUAGCCAUAAGAAAGAUGAGGUAGCAUUGAUUUUUCAGGGUUAUAAAAGUGAUAUUUGAUUGACACUUUGAAGUUGAGAAGGACGUGGUUUGGUGAAGAAGCCCAAAGCAUUUGGGAGCAGAAAGUACUGCUUAAUUUUUUCACAAUUUCAAAGUCUAAUUUUAUAUAGUAGGUGAUUUUGUUUUUUCAGAUUUUGCAGGAUGCUAACACUUUUUUUGUGGUGUGUCAAGUUCUGCAUACAUAUUUAUGUUGACAGAGACUUCAAUGAUUAACUCCACAAAUGUCUUUUGUGGUGGUGGGGGCAGGGGUGUAAUGACAAAAGGGGCGAAGUCAAAGUGAUCAUCAUAGAAACGCUUGAACUGUCUCCAAUGGGUGACUAGUUUGACUUUAGUAUGAGUUGAUUAUAAACAGCGUAAUUUCUCAUCACUAUUGCCAAAACAUGAAUACAUCGCCUAUUCAGUCAAUAAAGGAUUUAUGAGUUUAUUGAUUUGAGAAUACUUUCCUAUUGGAAUUGUUGUUUUGAAAUCAGAGCACUUCAGAAAUCACCCGGCAUCACAACAGAUUACGUUCAACUUUAGAGAUUCUAUAUGUACAAAUGUAAUACUCAACUCUAAAUUUCUCUUCAUGUUUUUUUUUUUUUUUGUUAGGUUUGGACAGGUUUGUGUACAGCAUUGUAUAAGAAAUAAAACAUUGAGUUUAUCUUUACUUUGAUUUUACUUCCAGAGCGGCUAGUGCAACUCUUCUUGGACAGGGAGUGGCAGUUUCCAGAUAAGAUGUCCCUGCACUUCUGGGGAUAGAGUAGAGCAAUUACAUGAGACAUGAGACAGAGAUGUGACAAAACACAAUCAGAUUGGACAGAGCAAUUAGACAAUGCUGGGGGGAGCGUGCGUGUGUGUGUUUGUGUUGAUACUCCCGACCGGAAAUUCAUCACAAUCUCUCGUUUAAUCUCUCGUGCAAUGAUAGAUUUGUAUGUGAAGUGAUAUUCCUUCCUGGUAUAUCAUCAGAUGGAAAUACUGUAUGAAUCUAUCAGCUAAGCCCAUGUUGUCAUUUUUUUUACUGUGGAUAUUUUACGUUUGGAAAUGUUUUAUUCUAGACAAUGUCAUAUAUUUUAGCAAAUUGAAGCAUUGAAUAAUUGAACAGCAACAAAAGAUAGCUUGAUAUGUUAUUCUUUUAUCAAUUUCACAUGUCUGUUUUAUUGCUUGCUGGCUUAUGAAUGAAAAAUGUUUCAUAGAAAUGUCUCAGCGAUGCAGUCAUUCCUUUUCCUUUUAAUUAUUUGAACAUGUCUAGCCAAUGUGCCUUGGCUCUCCCAAAGAGCAGGUAAAUCUUCCACAUUUUGGAUGUAAAUAGAAAACCUCAAAGCAACCUAAUUGGCCACUCUUUUUUUUUUUUUUAAGUGCUCCGGCCUUUCAGCAGUAAUUGACAGAACAAAUAAUGGCUCAUUGCUUACGUUCGCAAAAGGUGAAACUGACAUAGACCAAAUAUUUUGAUUAAAUUAGCUAGAGCUAAGCGCCCUUAGCUCCCUUGAAAGGAAGUACAUUGACUAAAUGUAACCCUAAAUUAGGAUUAUGAGGUAAAUAGAUACAGUAAGGUAGGUUAGGUUCUUAACAUAGAUAAAUGACUAGAACACCAACAAAUUAGUUUGAAAAGCUAUGAACGACAUGGAUUAAUUUUCCAUUCAGUUAGUGAUGAUAUGAAUGUUUUGUUGUUGUGCCUAAGCACCUGACCCUUUGCCCUUGAUGACAAAACUUUUGUCAUUUAAUUUUUUUUUCAUGUGUUUGCGAGUGUGUGAGCCUGUCUGGUUCCUUUCAU